UUGUAUAUAUAAAUUGGUCAUAAUUUUUUGCCUUGAACAACUCCUCCCUUGGGCAGUUAAUGUAUAUUUGCAGUUGGCCCUGAGGUUGUAUAAAAGAGGUUGUCAUGUAAACUGAGUUUAGUGGAUGUUGGUUUUGUGAUAGACAGGAAAUGAAUAGAAUUUAGAAGAAAGGGGGAGGAAAAAACAAAACCACUGGAAAAUUCUGGAAGGAACAGGGCAGAUAGAAUGGAUAAAAACCUAAAACUAGCGAACAGCUGUUGGUAAAGAUUCCAGAACUGGUGAGCAGAUGGCCCACAGAUAGGUGGUCAUGGAUAGAGAGCAAGGGAGGGAACGCCACUGUCUUUUACAAGUGACUGGUAUCGUGAGGUGUAGAACCAAGAUCACUCUCGGGAUUGAAUUCAGAGUCUGAGCUCAAUUUUUCUCUACCUGUCAGGGGCAGACUCUAGAGCUGCUCUUUCUAGUAGGAUAGCUAUUGGCUACAUACAACUAUUUACAUGAAAAUAAAUUAAAAUGAAAAAAAAAAAUUACCUCCUCGGUCGCCCUAAGCUACAUUUCAAGAGCUCAUAGCUAGUGGUGGCUAGCGGCUGCCAUAUUUAGACGGUGCAGAUGGAGAACAUUUUCAUCACCGCACUAAGUUCUGUUUGACUAGCACUGGUCUGGAGGGUGUGACUGAGAGUAAUAAACUAUAAACUAUAAUUGUAACCUAUUUUCUGUGGCAAAUCAACCUGUCAAGACCAAGGCAGGCGCAGAUAGAUUUUUAAGGUUGGUGUAGGUUAAGAAAGUGAACAAAGUUGGAAUCAGCACACACGUUAACUGAUGCCACCCAAGUGUGUGAUUAAAUGAAAUACUUGUAAUGUGUUUACUGGUCCAGGGUGCUUCUGUGCACUUGUAUACCCCUGAGAUUAUUCAUUGUCCGUAAUUUGCCCAUCUAUGGCAAGUCAUUAAAAAACGUUAUCCUUCUUUUUGGGCAGAAAUCAUGCAGGAAGAGUGAUCUUUGCUGUCAGUUUGUAUUUAACUUGAUCCUGCUCAUGAGGUUAUAUUAAAAUGCCUUUAGGGAAACUGCGGAAUCUAUGUCUUAAGUUGUGACCUAAUAAUUGACCCAAGUCAGUGAGAUGGUUUAGACUGUGUUCUCUGGCCCUCCUUAAACACAUAUGUUAGAUCAUGAACAGGGUCAGGAGGAAUGGGAAAAGGAGGUAGAAGAGAAAUAGAAGAUUCAUCUUUAGCUAGAGUGUGUAUAAUUCAGGCACCAGAAGAGUAAGAAUCUGCCUGUUUCCUCUUCUCCUGUCUGCUGUGUGAUUUCUCCAACCAGACCAGGAAGUAAUCCCUGAUGGCUAACCUCUAAUGAAGUGAGAUCUCAGUGGAAGGGUUUCUAAUUACGGCCUUGAAACCGAUAACAUGAAGAACUUGGUUCUGAAACUGCGAGCAUCUUCUCACAACUUACAGAAUUACAUAAGUAGCCGGCGGAAAAGUCCAGCUUACGAUGGGGACACUUCCCACAAGCCCCCCAACGAACUCCUGACCUCUGUGGUGGAGCUAAUCGGUGCUGCUAAGGCCUUGUUAGCUUGGCUGGACCGGGCUCCAUUUACAGGGAUCACCGAUUUCUCAGUAACGAAGAACAAGAUCAUUCAGCUCUGCCUGGACCUGACCACUACAGUCCAGAAGGAUUGCCUUGUAGCAGAAAUGGAGGAUAAAGUUUUAGCCGUAGUCAAGGUUUUAAAUGGCAUCUGUGACAAAACAAUACGAUCUGCUACAGAUCCUGUUAUGAGCCAGUGUGCGUGUCUGGAGGAAGUUCACCUGCCAAACGUUAAGCCUGGGGAAGGCCUGGGCAUGUACAUCAAAUCAACCUAUGAUGGAUUGCACGUGAUUACUGGAACCACCGAGAAUUCUCCUGCAGACAGAUCUCAGAAGAUUCAUGCUGGUGAUGAAGUCAUUCAGGUUAAUCAGCAAACUGUGGUGGGAUGGCAGCUGAAAAAUCUGGUGAGGAAGUUGAGGGAGAAUCCUACUGGCGUCGUAUUACUGCUUAAGAAGCGCCCCACGGGCUCUUUCAACUUUACCCCUGCCCCCCUGAAAAACCUACGGUGGAAACCACCGCUGGUGCAGGUAUCCGUUACUGGUUGUGAACUUCACCUGGUGUCAGCACCUGAACAGCGUCAUCGUUGUUGGCCUCCAGAAGUGACAAAAUUGAAGACCUCACCUCCACCCACGACAACCCAGUCCCCUGAAAGCACAAUGGAUACCUCGCUGAAGAAGGAGAAGCCCGCCAUCUUGGAUCUUUAUAUCCCUCCUCCACCAGCCGUUCCCUACUCGCCCCGGGAUGAGAACGGGAGUUUUCUUUAUGGAGGAUUCAGUAAGUGUAAACAGCCCUUGCCUGGACCUAAGGGCUCAGAGUCCCCAAAUUCCUUCUUGGACCAGGAGAGCCGAAGACGGAGAUUUACCAUCGCUGAUUCUGAUCAGUUGCCCGGGUAUUCGGUGGAAACCAAUAUUCUGCCCACAAAAAUGAGAGAGAAAACACCGUCUCAUGGCAAGCCCCGGCCUUUGUCCAUGCCUGCAGACGGGAGCUGGAUGGGGAUCGUGGACCCUUUUGCCAGACCUCGAGGUCAUGGGAGGAAGGGUGAGGACGCCCUCUGCCGGUAUUUCAGCAAUGAGAGGAUCCCUCCCAUCAUCGAAGAAAGCUCCUCGCCCACAUACCGUUUCUCAAGGCCCGCGGCGGAGAGGCAGCUGGUCCGAGGCGCAGACUGUGUCCGAGGGAGCAGGUGCUACAUCAGUUCAGAUCUCCACAGCAGUGCCACGAUUCCAUUCCAGGAGGAAGGGACCAGAAAGAAGCCGGUGGCCGCGGCGGCCAAGUCCUCCUCUACAGAACCGUCCCUGCUGGUCAGCUGGUUUACCCGCCUGAAACUGUUGACUCACUGAGCCCUGCCCUCCCUGGACUCUUCCCUGUCUCCUGUUCCCAAGUGCCUUGCUUCCUCAGUUGACAGCCUCUUCUGGUUUUCAUCCACAGUAUUACGUAGUGACCUUAUGCAAUUUCAUUGUUGUUUUUUUCUUUUGGAAGUUGUAUACUGCCCUUCUUGGAAUCUCAAAGUCAUUGGAUGGGAACAGAUCCAGAGGAUCUUAGGUGUUGGCUUGUGGAGGCAGGAGAGAAAUGAGUAGAGUCGGCUUUUCUUGCUUCCUUAGAGUUGGAACACAGAGAUGCUAUAUAAACUGGGGCCUUGGCCAGGGAUGGUAUGGCCAUUAUGAGGCCAUUGUCAGCUUGGGAGGCGGGGCUAAAAUUGGUGGCCGUUGUCACCCAGAUGUGUUGGUUUGUGGUCCAGCUUCUUCACCUGAAAGAAAGCCAAGGGAGAAAACAUUUUUGUGUUGAUUUUUCAAGCUAUGUACUGUAUUCGUAAGUGUAGCAGCUUUGACUUUGAAAUAACAUGUAGCAUGUAUUUCAUGCUGUUUCAAAGAAGUGGGUUAAGUGUAGGCCUGUUACACUUGGUCAUACCCUUGUCAUAACCAUCUCCAUAGAUAAGUCAAUUAAUGCAGAAACACGUGAACACGUUUAGAUAGGGCUUAUUACACACAAAGAAGUUCAUGGUUAUUUGUGAGGGGGGUGUUAUACGUUGUUGUCUUUAAGGGAAAGAAGCUAUAAGAUUUGCUGACAGCCAAAGUAUCAUGCAGAAAAAUGAAGCAACAAUAUUUAGGUUUAUGAGAGAUACAUCAGUUUGCAUUUUGACUGUUUAAUGCCUGUCUUCCGGAAAAAAAAAGGCAGUUCUUCAAAAUUGUACAUAUUUGCUAAAUAGAAAUCUCUUGGAAAGUCUCACGGUCACUCAUUUUCAACUAGCAUCAGGUAUUUUGGAAAAGUGUGUCUGGAUAUUAACUCUUGUUUAAACUGAAUGUAUGAUAUUUUGUUAGAACAGAAAAGUACUAUCUUGUUAAUUUAAGUGUUUUAAAUAUAGUUGUAUAUUUUUCUUACUCUUAGUCACAUGUAAUUUGAAAUAUCUUUGUUUUGCGUCUUACAUGAAGUUAAUGAAAAAGAGUGUUCAAGGUGUUUUCAGAUUUAUAAGUGGCCACUGUGGCCGAUGCCAGUGUGGGCGCUAUCGUUAAAAAACAAAAUAAACCUUCCCAAGCA
Molecule: messenger RNA, 4105 nt
Organism: Felis catus (domestic cat)
Lineage: Eukaryota; Metazoa; Chordata; Mammalia; Carnivora; Felidae
Gene: CNKSR3
Product: CNKSR family member 3
Exons: 12
Coding region: 1396-2910 (504 amino acids)
Biological process (GO): regulation of signal transduction
Cellular component (GO): cytoplasm; membrane
Molecular function (GO): protein binding
Source: RefSeq, a predicted model, not a curated record